AUGGUGCCUGAUCGAUGCUAUUUCAGUCAUCCAUUGCACAUCAUCUUCCUCAAAAUCAUCAUUGUCCACACCGACGUUGCGGCUGUAAGUGCUGCUACAAAUGUCAUUAUCGAGGCGGCACUGCUAUCUGCGAAUAACAUCAGAAACGUCCCCUCGCGCGAGAUCCACUCUCUAGGAAUGCCGAUCAUUGCGGGUCCACUACGCGAGUGUAAUGGUGGGUUCUUUGAAGAUAUCAGAUUGAAUUAUUUCUAUCCCAAUAUUGCUAGACAUUUUCAUGUGGCUAAAGUUGUUGUUAAGUAUCGGACGUACCAUAUGCGCUACGCCUGCCAACGAUGCCAAUUCUACAAAAGGAUGAUGAUUGAGCACAGUGCCGUUAGCACGCUUGAUAUGUAA
Messenger RNA from Botrytis fragariae, 393 nucleotides. RefSeq lists its product as uncharacterized. Bases 1 to 393 code for a protein of 130 amino acids. The record is from RefSeq and is a predicted model, not a curated record. The transcript is spliced from 3 exons. NCBI's taxonomy places the organism in Eukaryota, Fungi, Ascomycota, Leotiomycetes, Helotiales, Sclerotiniaceae.